This is a messenger RNA of Erythranthe guttata (spotted monkey flower), 3181 nucleotides long. It is a transcript of the gene CDC5, whose product is annotated as cell division cycle 5. Gene Ontology annotation, cellular component: Prp19 complex; spliceosomal complex. The record is from RefSeq and is a predicted model, not a curated record. NCBI's taxonomy places the organism in Eukaryota, Viridiplantae, Streptophyta, Magnoliopsida, Lamiales, Phrymaceae. Gene Ontology annotation, biological process: mRNA splicing, via spliceosome.
AAAAAGGCUUAGGUUUUUCAUAAAACGAAAACCAGAUCCAGAGUAACAUUACCCCCUCUUUCGGUUUUCCCUGCGUUCCCUACUUCAUUUAUCCAGAGCAAGAGAGAGAGAAAACAAAAGGGGGAAAAAGACUGCGAAACCCUAGGAAGAACCCUAAUCAAUAAUUUCAAAAUGAGGAUCAUGAUCAAGGGCGGGGUAUGGAAGAAUACGGAGGACGAAAUCUUGAAGGCGGCGGUUAUGAAGUAUGGGAAGAAUCAAUGGGCCAGAAUUUCUUCCCUUUUAGUUCGAAAAUCUGCUAAGCAAUGCAAGGCUCGUUGGUACGAGUGGCUCGACCCCUCCAUUAAAAAGACUGAGUGGACUCGAGAAGAGGAUGAGAAAUUGUUGCAUCUUGCAAAGCUUAUGCCCACACAAUGGAGAACUAUUGCCCCGAUUGUCGGUCGUACUCCAUCUCAGUGCCUGGAAAGGUACGAGAAGCUCCUUGAUGCAGCUUGUGCGAAGGAUGAGAAUUACGAACCGGGAGAUGACCCUCGAAAAUUGCGUCCUGGAGAGAUCGACCCAAAUCCGGAAUCCAAACCGGCCCGCCCCGAUCCUGUGGAUAUGGAUGAGGAUGAGAAGGAGAUGCUUUCUGAAGCACGAGCAAGGUUAGCCAACACACGAGGAAAGAAGGCGAAAAGGAAAGCCAGAGAGAAGCAGCUUGAAGAGGCUCGAAGACUUGCUUCAUUGCAGAAAAGGAGAGAACUAAAAGCAGCUGGAAUUGACGCACGGCAGAGGAAGAGAAAGAGGAGGGGGAUCGAUUAUAACGCCGAAAUACCCUUCGAGAAGAAGCCUCCUCCAGGUUUUUAUGAUAUCGGUGAAGAAGACCGGCCGGCGGAGUUAGUGAGCUUCCCUACAACUAUCGAAGAACUCGAAGGCGAAAGAAGGGUUGACAAAGAAGCGCGCCUAAGGAAGCAGGACGUUGCAAGAAAUAAAAUAGCUCAGAGGCAGGAUGCUCCUUCGGCUAUUCUGCAAGCGAACAAGCUUAAUGAUCCUGAAGCAGUUCGGAAAAGGUCCAGGCUAAAUCUACCCGCCCCACAAAUUCCAGACCAUGAGUUGGAAGCCAUUGCUAAGAUAGGUAUUGCUAGUGAUCUUGUUGGAAACGAUGAGCUGACAGAAGGAAAUGCUGCAACACGUGCUCUUCUUGCGAGCUAUGCACAGACACCAAGACAGGGAAUGACUCCAAUGAGGACUCCUCAGAGAACUCCUGCAGGCAAGCAGGAUGCCAUAAUGAUGGAAGCGGAGAACCAGCGGAGGUUGACUCAGUCUCAGACUCCAUUGCUCGGUGGAGAGAAUCCAAUGUUGCAUCCGUCAGACUUUUCUGGAGUUACUCCAAAGAAAAUCGAUAUUGCGACGCCAAAUCCUCUGUUAACUCCUUCAGCAACUCCUGGAGUGUCGGGCCUCACUCCUAGAAUCGGCAUGACACCUUCACGCGACCUGAAUUCUCUUGGUAUGACACCGAAGUCAACUCCAAUGAGGGAUGAGCUUCACAUUAAUGAAGACAUUGAUAUGCAUGACAAUGGCAAAUUAAGGCAGUCCGAGUUGAGAAAAGAACUGCGUUCUGGAUUGAAAAAUCUUCCGCAACCCAAAAAUGAGUACCAGAUUGUUAUCCAGCCAUUUCCUGAAGAUGACGAGGAACCGGAUGAGAAAAUGGAGGAGGAUAUGUCGGACAGACUUGCUAGAGAGAGGGCUGAGGAAGAAGCAAGACUGCAAGUGUUACUCAAGAAAAGAUCGAAAGUGUUGCAGAGGGAGCUACCAAGACCUCCACCUGCCUCGUUGGACCUUAUUAGAAACUCUUUGAUGAGAUCUGAUGAAGACAAGAGCUCCUUUGUUCCUCCAACACCAGUUGAGCUGGCCGAUGAAUUAAUAAGGAAGGAGCUUUUGUCUUUGCUGGAGCAUGAUAAUGCAAAAUAUCCCCUGGAUGAAGCCGUCAAAGAGAAGAAGAAAGGCAAGCGUGCUGCGAAUUCUGUACCCGUGCCUUCAAUUGAUGAUUUUGGAGAAGAUGAACUGAAAGAGGCUGAUGAAUCAAUAAAGGCGGAGGCCAAAUUUCUAUGUAUGACAAUGGGCCAUGACAAUGAAUCUCUCGAUGGUUAUUUGGAAGCGCAUAAAACAUGCUUAAAUGACAUUAUGUACUUCCCGAGUCGUGAUGGCUACGGUCUAUCAAGUGUUGCCAACAAUACGGAGAAGCUUGCCGCCCUGCAGAAUGAAUUUGAAAAUGUGAAGACUAAGAUGGAUGACGAGACCAAGAAAGCACAACGGCAGGAGCAGAAGAUUAAAAUUCUUACUAAUGGCUACCAAAUACGAGCCGGAAAACUGGGGGCUCAAAUAGAGGCAGCUUUCAAGCAGAUGGACACUGCAGGAACAGAACUGGAAUGCUUCCAAGCUUUACAGAAGCAAGAGCAACUAUCGGCAGCACACAGGAUAAGCAACCUCUGGGAAGAGGUCCAGAAGCAAAAGGACCUCGAGCGUAUUUUACAGAAACGAUACGGUGACCUUUUACCCGAACUCGAACGGCUUCAAAAUUCGAUAAAUGCACACAGAUUGCACGCACAAAGACAAGUGGAGAUUGCUGCUGCUGCUGCUGCAAAGAACGAUGACCUCGUACUGGAUGAAUCUGUCACUCCUGUUGAAGAUCAAUCUGUUGUACUGGAUGAAUCCGUCACUUCUGUCGAAGAUCAACCUGUCGUGCAAAAUCUCGAAACUUUUGAACCCAAGGAAGAGUUUUCGACGAAGGACGAUAAUGCCCCUGAGGCUGAAAUGGAGGUGGAAGCAUCUGUUGAAAAAUCUGCACAACCUGAUCUUGGGAAUCCUGCUCCUGUAGGCGAGAUUGAGACGGAAGAGGGUUGGAUCCUGUUAUGAAUGUUGGUUCUGACGAAAUGAGAAGCCAUGAGAGUUGUUGAAUUCUGCUGAAGUAAAAUGCUCAAGAAAGUCUUUUUCGAAUGAAAAAAUCGAGGAUUUGUAUGCCUUAAUUUGAGAAUUGUAUGUUGAAAACUAUUUUGGGAGUGAAGGAGCGUAAGAAACUCGAUAUGUAUUUGGUUUCGGUUUUACGUUUUUGAGAGGGAGGUGGUUUAUUUAAAGCUGUACUUUGUCUUUCAAUGAUUAAGUACUCAGAGUGCUCAAAUGGGAGAAUAUGAUAUCUAUACUUUGG